AUACACUCACCUGCCAUAAUAUUAACCUGGGUCGAGAUCACUGUGUUCACUGCUUGGCUCAAAAUAACAAGUAGUUAAAAUAAACAGCCGUGCGUUCAUUAGACGAAGAGGCGCAGCUCCGUUUGGGCGAAUAUAACCUGUCAACAACGCGAAGAAGAGAUGUCCUCCCAAGUCAUACUGAGGCUGCUGCCCAGAGCCAGAUGCAUGUUUGAUGAGCCUGUUCAGGUGACGGUGUCUGGGCUGAGGGCGAGACAGGUGGUCACCAUGAGAGCCAGGUCAGCUGACGAGAAAGGAGUGGAGUUCAGCUCCUCGGCCACCUACAAGGCUGAUGGGAACGGGGAGAUCGACCUGGUGAGAGACCCCUCACUCAGUGGGAGCUAUGUCGGGGUUGAACCCAUGGGUCUGCUGUGGUCGAUGAGGCCAGAUGUCUUGCACAAAAGGUUUCAAAAAACCAAAUCAUUAAACCCCCACGUGGUGAAGUUCUCUGUGCAUGAGGAGGAGGGGGAGGGCAGGAUGCUGGCAGAGGCGACCAAUGAGAGGCUUGUGAUGGGAGACGGGGUGAGCCGGCGUCCUGUCAAAGAGGGGAAUAUUCGUGGAGUCCUGUUCACUCCCCCAGGAGGAGGUCCGUUCCCUGCUGUGUUGGAUCUGUACACUUUUGGUGGAGGUUUGUCAGAGAAAAGGGCCUCUCUGUUGGCCAGCCGUGGAUUUGUGGUUCUGACUGUAGCCCUGUACGGUCAUGAUGACAUGGCGAAGAACAUCUCAGAGGUCCAUCUGGAUUAUUUUGAAGAAGCAAUCGAGUUUUUAAGAAAACAAGACAAGGUGGGCAGUAAAGGAGUUGGUGUAAUAUCAAUUUCAAAAAGCGCAGAUCUUGCACUAUCAAUAGCCUCUUACCUGCCAGAUGUCGAGGCCACGGUGUGGAUAAAUGGCUGCUGUGCCAAUAUUUUUUUACCCCUUCACUAUAAGAGGAGCCAAAUCCAUCCUGGGUUAAUGUUUGACAGCAGCAAGAUGAUUCCCACUGAGUCAGGGGCCUUUAAUUGCAAGUAUGCUACACAUAAUCCUUUGGCGGAGGAGAACAAGGCGACCCUGAUCCCCAUUGAACAAGCCAAGGGGCGUUUCCUCUUUGUGGCUUCAGAGGACGACCUCAACUGGGACAGCAAGACUUACGUGGACAUAAUGGUGGAGAGACUGAAGCGUCAUGGGAAGCAGAACUUUGAGAGUGUGUGUUACCCUGGAGCAGGACAUUACCUCGAGCCGCCUUAUGGACCCUACUGCCCCUCCAGUUUUCAUGGGGUUGUAGGAAAGCCAGUCCUGUGGGGGGGUGAGCCCAGGUCCCACGCUGCAGCUGAAGUCCACCUGUGGAAGAAGAUCCAGGAGUUCUUCACAACUCACCUGAGCUGUGAUGCUACACAGACUAAAGCCAAUUUAUAGAUACAGAUGUCAUAUUAUGGAAGACAUAAGAGAUAAAUCACCAGCCAAAUAACUGUGAAUAAUCGUAUAUGAACGCUGUGGAAUGAAGCAAAUGAUUUAAUAUUUGAUUGAUGAUUGCACAUUUCAUGUAUUUAACAAUAAUGACCAAUCACAGCAUGAUGCAGAAAUGAUACUGUACGCUGAGAACAAAUGCAAAGACUUUUGUGUUUCACUCAAAGCGAUAACUGACCUAUCAAAGUUUGAGAAUAGAAAGAGAAAUUGACAAACUCAAAUGUGAAAAAUUAAAAGUCUAAUAUGAAAGUGGCAGUUGGAAACAGAUCAAGACGAAAAGAAAUAUUUCACUGACAAAAUGACCGUUUGUAUAUAGUUACUCAGUGCAUUACUUGAAUUGCAAAAAGAAAACUUUGCUUUUCUGGCACGCCUUCACAGUGAAAGAGGAAUUCAAUUAUUAAUGAACCGAAGUAAUCAGGGUCUGCCAAGACAACAGCAAAACUAUAUCAAAACCUACGUUUAUACGUUGUAUAAUCCAAGUCUGGUUUAUCUGGUCUUAUUAUCAGUACUUCCCAAACAGAUGUGUUAUUGCCAAAAUGUUACAGUAAGAUUUCCAGAGCUUAAGGCAAGUUAGAUUUAAGACCUUUUAAGGAUGCUUGGGAACCCUGGCCAAUAUAAAACACUUCUGCCUAUGAGUAGCACUCCCUGAACGUAUCUGGGCACGAUCCCGCCUUUAAACUGAGUUCAAAUGCAUGUGCCUGCCCAGGCAUUGUCUGUGUGGUAGAUGGUUUGUUCUGACAUGUUUUUAAUCAUAAUAUUUUAGCAAAAAGCAUGUGUUUGGGAAGUACUGAGCUCUGUCAGUACUCUCGCCGAUGUUUAGUGCUGUUUAUGGACUUUAUGGACAACUCAUACACUCUGAAUGUCUGAAAGAACCACUUUAAGAUUGUCCGCUCGUGGGCCCUCGUAUAAUUUUGAUUAGAUUUUUGAUGUUUAUGGUAAGUGAACAACUGCUGUGUUUAAGUAAUUUACUUAUACAACCUGUCAUUAGAGAGCUACACUCCUUGCGGUUCAAUGGAUGCCAACCAUUUCAAGUUACAACCACCAUGACAGGUUCAAUGAACGCGUUUGCCAGACAAACACAGUUAUAACUCGCCUAUUAUGCCUUAUCAUAAUCCUCAGUCCUCAUAAAGUUGUCAUACACUCCCAAAGGUCCAGAUGAUCUAAAUCCAUUUUUAUUACAUUAUUGCAUCGAAAGAUACCCACAGGCUGCUGAUGCAUCAUUGCACAUGUCCAUAGUUCUUACUGUAUGCAAAAAAAAUCCACUUUGCAUAUAAAUUUGCAGACACAUCCAUAUGAAAAAGGUGGCUGAAGUCUGACCUUUUGAUUGACACCUCACUUAAGCCAAUAGGGGCUUCCAUGUUGUCUCAACAGCCAACAAUAGCCAAUGAGAGCCCGUGUUAACAAGAAGGGCCUUCCUCAGUUCUCAGGUUAGCAGCUGUCUUGCUGACCUAUGGGUAUUGUAAUCAGUGAUACUCCUAACCUCCAGAGGAGUGUUGAACUCAUUACUGGCAUUAUAGACUGUCAUUAAUGUACAUAAAUGAUUAACAAGUUGCUCCUCUGUUGUCUUAAGGGGAAAAAACAGCCUCUUAUCACUUUUCUAGAAGUGUUCCCCCCCAGUAAACUUGUAAAUUUCUGUCUGUAUUUGUUUUUCACUCAAAAUAACACAGUGAGUAACCAAGCCUUGUCUUAACCUCAUUUUUGGAGAGCGCCUAGACAAAACCUUAAACAUGUUAAAUAUUUAUCGUUUGUGAUAAUAUUGUCUACAUUGAAUUUGGACUAUUCUAGGCUUCGUGCUUUGGUCCCAUCAUGUUUUCCAGCUUAUAAGUACCAGUUCUAGUCAUCCACAUCAUCUUUUUUCAAGAAAAAUAUUAAGGUGAAAAUAAAGACAAAUCAUCUCAGUGUGUUGAAACAUCUGUGACUCACUGACAGAAGCACUCAUAGUGAUUCUGACUUCAGUGUGUUACCUUGUAAAUUAGCCCAAGUGGAGAAUUUUGCACGUGCAAACUUUGACACAAUCUUCUAACACAAUUUGCCUCUUUUUAAAGACAGCUGUUGUGUCUGUGUGUUGUGAUACCAAUGCAGGACAAAGCAGGAGUAUUAUACUCACAUUUUUUCAGAUCAAAAGCACUAGAAUAGAUGAAUGAGUGGCGUUUUAGUUUAAUGAAUAAAAGCAAAGGAUAAGGCAGUCAAAGAAUGCACCUUCUUUAUGAGUCUGAAGAGGCUUAGAGCAGAAGAAGCUGUCGAUAAUGGAAGUCUUGAAAUACAAUGUAAAGUGCUCUUAGUUCCUUUGAAUGUCACGGUGAAUAAAGCAGCUAUCUCACGUCUCACGAAAACAGGAAUGCGGACUGAAGUUUUGACUCAGGGUACAGCUUGUCAGGCUGGGUAACUUUACUUCCCUAUGUACACUAAAGUGGUAGCUGCUUGGCUGACUUCAGAUGGUCUGAUGUUGGGAAUAAAUGUUCUUGAGUCAAAGCAUCUAGGACUGUUUUGUCUUUUUAAAGAAUUUGUCAUCAUAUUCAAAUUUGGUUGCUGCAGAGUAGGAGGAAAAUGGUCUGUUGUCUUAAAAUACAGACUCAUAUGAUUGCUGCAAUGUAUUAGUGAAGUUUAAUGUUUCUUAUAUUUUGUUGUGAAAUAUUUUAUUAAAGAAUAAUAAGUCUCUCA
Epinephelus fuscoguttatus (brown-marbled grouper) is the source of this 4140-nucleotide messenger RNA. Its product is annotated as acyl-coenzyme A thioesterase 5-like. The transcript has 5 exons. Bases 160 to 1428 code for a protein of 422 amino acids. NCBI's taxonomy places the organism in Eukaryota, Metazoa, Chordata, Actinopteri, Perciformes, Serranidae. Gene Ontology annotation, biological process: acyl-CoA metabolic process; fatty acid metabolic process. Gene Ontology annotation, molecular function: fatty acyl-CoA hydrolase activity. The record is from RefSeq and is a predicted model, not a curated record.